CUCAGUAAUAGACAAACCUGACGGUAAUCCAGUGUACUAGCUGCUUCUUGUCGCUUCUUUUCACAUCUGCUUGGAAUUCCCGCGCCUAUCAAACCACAUGCGUAAGCACCGAUUCACUGAAUUCAAGUGUUUGGGGCAAAUGAAUGCGUAUGCACUCCUGCCUAGAUAGAUAAAAUGUAUAUAAUCUCAUGCUAUGUCUUUGCGUUUGUAUGAUCCAAAAUUUCCAUCUGAGCUUCCUUUGUUGUGAAAGAUCAUCAAGCACUCACAGUAUAUAUCAUGCCUUCAUUAAGAUACAUCAAUCAAUCAGCUCCAUUCUGGGAUUUUGUGGCCAACAUGGAGCGCGAGGGUAUCAACCACCCGUUCUUCGGUGGCAGACAUCGAGACGGUUCAGAUAGCGAGGGAGAGACUCCCUUUGGAUUCGGACCAUGGGGCAUGUUCCCUCACAGACCGCAUCCACACCCACACCACGGGCCCGGCCAUCAUCACCACGGCGUUCCACCACCCCCUCCACCUCCAGGAGCUGAUGUUCCACCACCACCCUUCACGGAGGCUGAAGGUUCCCCAGAGACGGUUCAAAACGAGAAAGGAGAGCCGUCCAACAAGGCUCCAGAACAAGAUGGCGCCGACGGACCCCAGCACCGUGGUCGAUGCGGCCCAGGAGGUCAUGGCCGUCGCGGACAUUGCGGUUCCAAGCGCGGCGGUCCUCAUGGAUUCGGCGGGCGCGGACCGUUCGGUCGCGGCGGGUUUCCGUUUGGCCCGUUCGCUCAGUUUUGGAACGAGGACAAAGGAGAGAGCGACGGCACUUUCAAGCCCGAGGCCGACGUCUUCGACACUGAGACGGCCUACGUCGUUCACCUUUCGGUCCCUGGGGCCAAGAAAGAAGACAUCUCCGUCACAUGGGAUGCCGAAAAGUCGGAGCUCGCAGUCUCAGGCAUCGUCCACCGACCGGGCGACGAGGAGUUCUUGAAGACCUUGGCAAUGGACGAGCGCAAAGUCGGACUCUUCGAAAGGAAGAUCAGACUCGGUACUCCUGUGAACCCAGCCCAAGUCGACGUUGACGCAAUCUCCGCCAAGCUUGAGGAUGGCAUUUUGAGGGUCGAGGUUCCAAAGCAAGACAAGGACUAUGUCGAGGUGAAGAUGGUCGACAUAGAGUAAGUGCAGGGCUUCUUCAUGUGGCGUCUGGUGUAAAAAACUACCAUGGAACGAGAAGAUAACAACAAGUUACAAAUAAUCUUUGUGCGACAAGUGCGAGCAGAAUGAACAACCCAAAAAAAAUAUAAUAUGAAUUAAAACAUAGUCCCUCA
Messenger RNA from Verruconis gallopava, 1304 nucleotides. RefSeq lists its product as uncharacterized. Gene Ontology annotation, biological process: response to hydrogen peroxide; protein folding; response to salt stress. Lineage: Eukaryota; Fungi; Ascomycota; Dothideomycetes; Venturiales; Sympoventuriaceae. The record is from RefSeq and is a predicted model, not a curated record. The coding region runs from base 277 to 1155 and encodes 292 amino acids. The transcript has a single exon.